Vicia faba (fava bean) is the source of this 1536-nucleotide messenger RNA. NCBI's taxonomy places the organism in Eukaryota, Viridiplantae, Streptophyta, Magnoliopsida, Fabales, Fabaceae. The record is from the annotation of a GenBank genome assembly.
AUGUCCAAAGAAAACAACGUGAGUUUAAUCUCCAAGGCUUUAGAAAAUGGAGCUGCACAAUAUAUUGCAAAACCCUUUUGUGCAGAAGAUUUCAAAGAUAUUUGGAAAUAUGUUUUGGAUGCAAAAAAAGAGAAACUUUUUGUUGAGAGUUUAUUUGUAAAAACUGAAGACAAAGAGACAUUGAGUCAUGAUACUAAGAGAAAAAAGAAGGGUUGCAAGAGAAAGUGUAUAGAUGAAUAUCAAGGAGAAGAAGAACCUCAAGUUGUUAAGAAACCAAAACUUGUUUGGACAACUUAUCUCCACAAUCUAUUUCUCCUUGCCGUUAAGCAAAUUGGAUUGGAAAAGGCUGUACCAAAGAAAAUUUUAGAUAUUAUGAAUAUUCCAAACUUAACAAGAGAAAAUGUAGCCAGCCAUCUACAGAAGUAUAGAAUAUUUCUACACGAUGUGGCUGAGAAAGGAAUGGUUGGAGGAAUAUCUCAUAGAGCUCUAAGGUCAAGAUUUGCAUCAAGUUUACCAAUGUCAUUGGUAAAAGAAUUUCAAACCAUAAGAACGAAUAAACUUCGUACAUCGACACCUGAAUAUUUACAAUCAUUAUCAUAUCGUGGAAGAGAUGAAAACAUUGCUCUUAAUCCUUACAACCAAUUUCCAACACAUCGCUUUGAUCAGUUCCCUUAUGUACAAAAAAGGCUAACUCUUCAAGAUUCGGACAAAGUUAGAUUUGGAAAAUCGAAAUUAGAAACCGAUUUUGUGAACUAUAAUGUCCAUGGUCAAAACAUGUUUGGAGUAAACCCUUCAAGCCUUUCAUUGUUUCAUGCAAAAAACUUAUUCAAUGAUGGUGCUUCAACUAGUUUUUCAUCAUAUGGAAGUGGACAAGGAUUUAGGCCUUAUUCUUCAUCUUUCAUGACAAGGGAUUUGACAUUUGGUGACAUUAGUUACCAAAAUCAUGGUUUUAUGGGAAAUGACUCUUUUAAUCAUAUCAAUCAUGGUGUGAAAAAUCAAAACUUGGCAUCUUUGAGUCUAAGUUCUAAUAUUUUGCCUCAAAAUGUUGCUUAUGAUCCAAGAAACAACAAAAACCCUUUUGGAAUUCAAAUCAACAAUGGAUUAGAAACGGUUGGAACUGAAACUAUGAAUAUAAGAGGGUUUAGUAGUGUUGGAAAUAGGGUUGAUACUACAAAUAACAAUAGUUUUGGCUUGAAUAAUAACAUUCAAAAUAAAAAUAUUGUGGAAAAUGAGAAGAAAUAUAAUGGUUCUACUUUCAUCAAUAAGAAGAGAGACUUCAACCAAGUGGUUCUUCUUAAUAAGCUAUAUAAAGGUGAUUGUAUCUCUCCUCCAGCUGAAACCACAUCUUGUGUGUUGAACGAGUCAUCAAUAAAUUCAGAUCAAAAUUCUAAUAAGUUGCAAGUACAAGGAUGUUCAAAUGGAGAACCAUAUGGUAGAUUCAUUGAAGAAAAUGUGUCUAAAACAAGUACCUCGACUAUUGAUCCUGAAUUGAAUAUGGAUCUUAUAGAAACUUUGUUUGGUACUAUAGAAAACUAG